GCCAAUUUUCUGCCUGCGCUACAUAGACUGGUGCUUCUCAACGUCCUUACUGCUGCUUGACUUGGCCUUGAUGAGAGGUGCUGACAUGAAGGCAACUGCCGUUCUGAUGGGCAUCGACGUAGCGGGUGAGCUGUUUGCCUUGAUGGCAGCGCUGAGCACUCCAGACCGAGGGAAGUGGCAGUACUUCAGCUUGGGCAUGCUCUUCUUUGGGGCAAUGGUGACGUUUCUUUUCACAGUCCUUCAGCGCGCAGCCGAGGAGCUAGGCGGUGCCGAGCAGAAGAAGUUCAAGUUCGUAGCCUCGCGAACGAUCGAAGUUUGGUGUCUUUAUCCUGUGGUUUUUACGCUGGCCGAGAUGACGAAUUCCAUCUCCCAAGAGAUGGAAGUCCUGGGCUAUGCGAUCCUAGAUGCAAUCGCGAAGUCUGGCAUACCGCUCAUUAUUUGGAUUUGGUCGAUUUCGGAGCAGAGGGCAUCCAGGUCCAAGCUGCUGACCAUCCCAGAGAACGAGGAGUACGUUGAUGCCUGA
Molecule: messenger RNA, 523 nt
Organism: Symbiodinium pilosum
Lineage: Eukaryota; Dinophyceae; Suessiales; Symbiodiniaceae
Source: the annotation of a GenBank genome assembly